This is a messenger RNA of Brassica napus (rape), 327 nucleotides long. RefSeq lists its product as uncharacterized. The transcript has a single exon. Bases 1 to 327 code for a protein of 108 amino acids. The record is from RefSeq and is a predicted model, not a curated record. NCBI's taxonomy places the organism in Eukaryota, Viridiplantae, Streptophyta, Magnoliopsida, Brassicales, Brassicaceae.
AUGGAGGCUUUAGCGAUGGCAGGAACCGAUUAUCAAGAAUGGGGACUUAGUGUUGAGGAAUGGGAGUUUCAAGAAUCAGUAGUUCCGCCCCAUUUGCUUGCAGACGAUUCUGAAAAGGACGAAGAAGAAGAUUAUCAAAAUGAGGAUGAUAGAGUUUUCGAUGGCGUAGAGGUUAAACAAUCUCUUACUUGUGACAUUCGAGCUUCGGUUGGGAAAUUGAUUGAAGAAUCGAUGUCACAUAUCAUUGUUCACCUCAAGCUGCUUAAGUUCUUGAGACAUCUUCUUGAGAACUUUUUAUUUAGACAUGUUCUUGAUUUUAUUUUGUAA